AUGGAAUGUAAAUGUGUCGAAUGUGUUACUUCUCAAGUUAUGGAUAGUGACUACAAAAGAGACAUGCAAAAUUUAGUUCUUAAAUUAGGUAGAAUUAUUUUUCAAGCAAUUCAAGAAAGAAGGAAUAAAUUACCAACUCAAACUUUAACACAAAAACUAUUUCACGGAGAUAUUUGUUCAAAGCAGGCCUUAGAUCAAAUUGCUCGUAUUUUUAAAUCCUUAAAAUAUUUCACUUACACUAAUGGAGAAUAUCAUAGUUCUAAUAACAACACAGCCAUUACUUUUAAAUUUUCUUAUGAAUGGAACUUUGUAGAAAUUGAUAAUAAUAUUGAUCAUAUAAUUACUAUUGGUAAAGAAUGGUAUAAACCUUUCUUGGAAUAUUUAUAUAAAAUGGAUCGUUGGAGUCGUUAUUGUUGGAAACAUAUAUCAAAUAACGAUAAAAUCGAUGAAUUUUUAGAAAAUAUUGUGAGCUAUAUACCUGAAUUUAAAUAUUUAUAUGACUUUCAUUGGAAUAAUGAAACUUAUAAUCAACUUCAAGAUCCAUGCGUUCUACUUUUGGCAUCAGAUUGUGGUGUAUUUGCUAUUAUAGUGAUAAAAUUUUGGCAUCAAUAUUUAGAUGAUGAUGAAGAACCUGAAGUAUAUGAUAAAUAUCACGAAUGGGUCAAAACUUAUAAAGCACAUGCAGCUGAAAAACAUGGAAAUAAAUUAGCAACUGUAAUUGGAGCUACGUACACUAAUAAUCCUGAUGUGAUGGAACCUCUUGAAUUUGUGGAUGAAAUUGACCUUUCAAUCGCUCGCGCCGUUAACUUUUAUACUCCAAAAUCAUCAUCAUCAUUAAAAGACGUUCAACUUUAUUCAG
Messenger RNA from Dentiscutata erythropus, 859 nucleotides. The record is from the annotation of a GenBank genome assembly. NCBI's taxonomy places the organism in Eukaryota, Fungi, Glomeromycota, Glomeromycetes, Diversisporales, Gigasporaceae.